CGAUACCUCGAGGCGGAAGACACCAGCCGAAGUCAACGAGAGGCGCUCAUGUUGUGCUGACAGCAGCGAUGGGAGGAUAACGAGCUUCUUUUUUCUUUUUCUUUUUUACGGACCAACCACUUAAAAGGACUUAGUGGCUUUUUGUUCGUGAAGCAAAGCCCACAUUUAAAUGGUCUUUCAUGUUAUUUUCUUCAAAUUGUUUGCUUGAAGACUUCCAGCUGGCGAACCGCAUCAGUUGGCCCGGAGGGUCUUCGUCACCCUCAACUCCUCCGUCUGCUAUUUGAAAAAUAUGACCGGAGAGAAGAUCCGCUCUCUGCGCAAGGACCACAGAGCCGGUCAGGACGAUGACCUGCUGGAACCCGAAGAAGAGGCAGCAACUGGGAUGUUCACCUCCUCCAAAGCAAACAGUAAGAGUAGGGCGAGUCGUAUCUUCAGCAAUCACAAGUUAGUCAAGUCCACGCAGCAGCAACAGCAGAAACCGAACCAACACGCCAAUGCUAACAACACGCCGUCUUCAGCCGAUGUUGUUGACGACAACAACAAAAACCCCAUUAUCCGAAAUGGACAAGACUUUCCGGUACACGAAUGUGUGUUUCAAGGAGAUGUGCGACACCUUUCGUCGCUUAUACGGACCCAAAACAUAUCCCAGAAAGACAUUCAUGGGAACACACCGUUGCAUCUGGCUGUCAUGAUGGGGCACAAAGAAUGUGCCCAUCUGUUGCUGGCCCACAACGCAUCAGUGAAGGUGAAGAAUGCUCAGGGAUGGAGUCCCCUUGCAGAGGCUAUUAGUUAUGGAGAUAGACAGAUGAUAACUGCACUGCUGAGGAAGCUGAAGCAGCAGUCCAGAGAGAGUGUAGAGGACAAAAGACCAAAGUUGUUAAAUGCACUGAAAGAGCUUGGAGACUUUUACUUGGAGCUUCACUGGGACUUUCAAAGUUGGGUGCCCCUGCUCUCCCGAAUUCUACCUUCUGAUGCUUGUAAGAUCUACAAACAGGGGCUCAACAUCAGACUGGACACUACCUUGAUAGAUUUCACGGAUAUGAAGUGUCAACGGGGGGACCUUAGUUUCAUCUUCAAUGGGAAUGCUGUGCCUUCAGAGUCUUUUGUGGUGCUGGACAAUGAGCAGAAAGUGUAUCAGCGGAUACACCAUGAGGAGUCUGAGAUGGAGACAGAGGAGGAAGUGGACAUUCUGAUGAGCAGUGACGUGUACUCAGCCACACUCUCCACCAAGUCCAUCACCUUCUCCAGAGCACAAAGCGGUUGGCUCUUCAGAGAAGACAAGACGGAGCGUGUUGGAAAUUUCCUGGCUGACUUUUACGUUGUGAAUGGGCUGGUACUGGAGUCCAAGAAAAGGCGAGAGCAUCUGAGCGAAGAGGACAUCUUGAGAAAUAAAGCCAUCAUGGAGAGUCUGAGCAAAGGAGGAAACCUCGUUGAUCAAAACUUUGAGCCCAUGAGGAGACAAUCUUUAACUCCCCCUUCAGCCAGCACCAUAUCCUGGGAGGAGUACAUCACUGCUGACAAUGGAAAAGCACCUCAUCUGGGCAGAGAGCUGCUCUGCAAAGAAAGUAAGAAAAACUUCAAGGCUACCAUAGCCAUGAGUCAAGACUUCCCCCUGAGCAUCGACUCGUUGUUGAAUGUUCUGGAGGUAAUUGCACCCUUCAAGCACUUUAAUAAACUCAGGGAGUUUGUGCAGAUGAAGCUCCCUCCUGGAUUUCCUGUCAAACUCGACAUCCCAGUCUUUCCUACCAUCACAGCCACUGUGACUUUCCAUGAAUUUCGCCACGACAGCUUCGACGAAAGCAUUUUUACCAUCCCCGGCGAAUACAAAGAGGACCCGACCCGCUUCCCGGACCUUUAACCCUCACUUCAAAAGAGUAGAUGUUUACGAGGUAAUAUAACACUACAAAAACAUCAACUGCCCCCUUAGCUCAAAUGGAUAAAUAGGACAAGUCAGCUAAAACAAAAAACAAAGCAGCUUGGAUGAUGAUGACAGUAUUUGAAGCCAUGUUUCCACCAAGUGGGACAGUUUGACUCCAUUCCAACACAAAAAACAACAACACAAUUGUUGUUGGCUUUUUUUUUUUUUUUUUUUUUUUUUUGUUAAACAACUGUUUGGUGUUUAAUGCUUUCGUCUUCCUGAAAUGUUGAAGAAAACCUUUGUCUUAGGGCAGGAAAAAAAGCACAUUUUGUGUCCUCUUUAUUCAACCAAGCAGGGCCAUGCAUUGCCUUUAGUGGUAUUAUACCACAGUGGCAAAGAGUGGUACAAUGCCUAUCGCCAUUCCAUCCCAAUUACCUAUCUUUGACGAUGAAAACAUAAGCCAAACGGGACUGCUUGGUGGAAAGAAGUGUUGCGUGUAUAAGUUUGUAAAGGGUGUGUGCUAAGCAAGCUCUUGUGAAACACUGAUUAUAGGUUUAAGGUGGUUCUGACCUACUUACCUAAAACUAGAUAUGAUGCAGAGUUGUACGUAAGUUGAUACAUCUUAUCUUUCUAACAGUUGGCCGUUUUUGUACAUGUUAAACAUUUAGGCAAUUCCACAGAUGCAUUCACACUCAUGAAAAAUAAUUCGCUGGACAGGAUUCCUCCCAAAAUUUGACAUCAUUUCAUUGUCUUAGUAAAAAAAAAAAAAAAAUUUUUUUUAAAACCUAAAUUUUUGCCCACAGGAUGUCAGAUUUCAACGCGAUUUGUAAAACUAAUGUUGGUUUAAUGUUGGUUCAAUGUUUUACAAUGAUUUUCAGGGUGAAAAUGACAUUCAGUUGAAACAAAAAAAAUGUUAGACUGCGUAAACAAGCACAGUUUUUACAUGUGUAUAUGGUGUAUAUUUUUUAAGGAAAUUCAUUAAGCACCAACACGAAAGGAGUUUGACAGCACAAAAAUUACAAAGAGGCAAAAGGGAGAUUUGUCAAAAUGGACAAAUAUUGAACUUUUGUAAAGUUUUGUCAAGUUAGAAUUUUGAAUCUUUUUAGUUUCAUUGUGAAACAUAUUUAAAUUUUAUUCGCCUGGGAUAUUUGAAAUAAUGUCAAUUUUUGGGAAACACCCUGUACUAUUUGGGAGUUUUGUUGACUAAUCAGUUUUAAUAGAAUUCACUAUCUUUCAGCACUUGUAACAAUUGCUGCUUUUUGCUUUCAGUUCCUAAAUGCACAACUCUCAAUUUUCAAAUGUGGCAUUUGAAAAGUUCUUAUUCUGAGGCAAUGGUAUAAAUGCUGCAGGUUUUUAUGGUACCUUAAAGUCGGUUUUUGUCAACUUUAUACAUUUUGAAACUGGGAUUGUAUAAUGAGUAGGUGUUGUGCGAAAUGAAGGAUUUUGUUUUUGUUUAGACACAAAAGCCUUUCUUCUGCACAGUCUGUACAUGUGUGCUCUCACUGUUCCUAUGUGUACUCAUGUUCAACUCAACAAGAAUUGUGCAUUUUAUUCCCAUGUUGUGUUACAUGACUUAAUCUAACAAUACAGUAUACUGGAUUGUAACAUGGUGGAAGUUGCUAUUUUUGUAUAUAAAUGUUUUUGAAGAAACAUGGCUCAAUUCUCUGGACUGUUCUGUUGAGAAAUGUGACCAGAUGGUGAUAGUUUUGCUCCAAUUUUAUUUUCUUUGGAAAAUAUCACAAUUUAAUGUACGCUUAAAGGACUGAAAAUGUCAAUGUAACUGGAUGUCAGCAAUAGCGGGGUGGGGGUUGUGGGUACAAAUGUCAAACCUUAUCCUGAUAUUUCGGAUGAGUAUUUGUUUGAAAACUGACAUUUUGCAGGGCGAUAGGACACAAAAUACACACUGGGGUGGAUUCACUUGUGGCCAAAUGUAUUGGCACCCCUGCAGUUCUGUCAGAUAAUGCUCAAUUUCUCCCAGGAAGAGAUUGCAAUUACAAAUGCUUGGGUAGUAAUAUCUUCAGUUAUUUUGCUUGCAAUGAAAAAACAUAAAAUAGAAUGGGGGGAAAAAAUCUAUCAUAAACUCCAAAAAUGGGCUGGACAAAAGUAUUGACACCCUUAGCCUAAUACUUGGCAGCACAACCUUCAGACAAAAUAACUGCGAACAACCUCCUCCAGUAUCAAUCAAUGAGUUUCUUACAAUGAUCUGCUGGAAUUUUAGACCAUUCUUCUUUGGCCAACUGCUCCAGGUCUCUGAGAUUUGAAGGGUGCCUUCUCCAAACUGCCAUUUUCAGAUCUCUCCACAGGUUUUCUAAGGGAUUCAGGUCUGGACUCAUUGCUGGCCACUUUAGAAGUCCCCAGUGCUUUCUCUCAAACCAUUUUCUAGUGCUUUUUCAAGUGUGUUUUGGGUCUUUGUCCUGCUGGAAGACCCGAGACCUUUGAGAUAGACCCAGCUUUCUCACACUAGGCCCUACAUUAUGCUGCAAAAUUUGUUGGUAGUCUUCAGACUUCAUCAUGCCAUGCACUUGGUCAAGCAGUCCAGUGCCAGAGGUAGCAAAGCAACCCGAAAACAUCAGGGAACCUCCGCCAAGUUUCACUGUGGGGACCGUGUUUUUUUCUUUGAAGGCCUUGUUUUUUUUUCUGUAAACUAUGUUGGUGCCUUUCCCAAAAAAUAAAAAAAUAAAAAAAAUAAAAAACUCUUAUCUCAUCUGACCAGAGAACAGUCUUCCAAAAUGUUUUUGGCUUUCUCAGGUAAGUUUUGGCAAACUCCUGUCUGGCUUUUUUUUGUCUCUGGGCCAGAAGUGGGGUCUUCCUGGGUAUCCUACCUAAGAGUCCCUUUCAUUCAGACUCCGACAGAUUGUACGGGUUGAACCUGUUGUACCGUGGGACUGCAGGACAGCUUGAACUUGUUUGGAUGUUACUCAAGGUUCUUUGUCCACCAUCCGCACAACCAACUAUCUUAAAAUCUCUCGUCAGUUUUUCUUUUCCAUCCACAUCCAGGGAGGUUAGCCACAUUACACUUAUUGAUGACACUGCACACGGUAGACACAGGAACAUUAAGGUCUUUGGAGAUGGACUUGUAGCCUUGAGAUUGUCUGAGGACUUGAGAAGCAAAAUUGUGAGGAAGUAUGGGCAGUUUUUUGGCCUACUUUAUUUUCUCCAUGCUCAAUGUGGUACACACAAGGACACAGGACAGAGGUUGAGUCAACUUUAAUCCAUUUUAACUGACUGCUAUUGUGAUUUCGUUAUUGCCACCACCUGUUAUGUGCGACAGGUAAGUAACAGGUGCUGUUAAUUACACAAAUUAGAGAAGCAUCUCAUGAUUUUUCAAAGGGUGUCAAUACUUUUGUCCAGUCCAUUUUUGGAGUUUUGUGUAAAAUGAUUUCAUUUUUUCCCCAUUAUCUUUGUUUUUUCAGUGCAAGCAAAAUAAAUGAAGAUAUUACUACCAAAGCAUUUGUAAUUGCAUUAAUUUUCUGGGACAAAUUGAACAUUAUCUGACAGAAUUCUAGCCAAUACUUUUGGCUAGCACUCUAUAUGUCAUGAGUCAUGACUAGUUUUACACAUUUUAUAGACCUUUAUCCUCACUUCUCCAUUUAGUUUACAGUCGACCCUGGAGAUACUAAGCAUUCGUCACAGCUCCAAUCCGUUUGCUUUUCUCUGAGGGAUCAAAUUCGCAAUCAUUAUCAAAGUUGCACAGCCCACAUUUGCAUUGCUUAUCCGAUGCAUCAUUGCUCCUAAACAAAUCCUCUUUCUAUGAAUUAUAAGAAUUAAGAAAAGACAGGAACCAUAGAUGAAGCACUUGGAGUGGGUGGUAUAUUAAUUUAAAGCAACACUUGGUAACUUUUCAGUUUUAGUUGAUUUUAGAGUCGUUGUUGGACAAAAGCGUUAAGGAAAAGUGUUUGCCUUAAGGAAUACUGCGUUUCCCAUGAGGACAAGAACAAAUCCGGACAGUGUCUUAAAAUCAUCAAUCAAUCAAAAUCAAUCUCCCGAUCGCCUGCAGAUGGAUUAAACAACAUUUCUGAUUCCAGAGGCUGUGUGAAGGAUGAAUAGUAAUAAGUAGGGAUGGGAAUCGAAAUCCGAUUCCAAUUCGGAACCGGUUCCAAGUGUUUCGAGGCCUCGACAUCACAAUGAAAAAGCCUUAACGAUCCCUUUAACGAGUCCUGAAGACGCAUAUUGCGUCGUGACUGUCUUGUUGUCCAAACACAUCAAACUAGCAUGGCGCCAAGAACCACCCGCUCCAAAGUUUGGCUACUCUUCAACAGGAAAGAGGGUGAAAAUGAAAGGUUACGAUGGUUUAGCACGAGCAUUGCAGCUGUAAACAUAACAAUGACAGCACGUAGGUUCAAACGCUCGAAAGUGUGUCUUCACUUCACGAGGAAAAAUUACAACAAGACGACUUACAAUCAUUGCAAGGUGGAGAUAACUGCAUCGGGAGGGAAUAGACUGCACUGUCCUCACAGAGACAGCUAUACAACUAGCUAAACUCCGAAAUUACGAUACAGAAGACGUUGGUAUAAUUUGCUGACUUUAUUCAACCAUCACUUGAAGAGUGAAACUAAAAAUAGAAAUGAAACAAAUCAAUUUCGUCCCCAAUAACAAACAGGUUUGCAUCAACGUAAAUCAGCGAUGAUUAGCGGCUAAUUCAGUAAUAACAAAGCAGUUAGCAUGCGUUCGCUAGCAUUAGCACAUCGUUCAAACCACUACACAACUGGAUUUAAGUGUCCGAUGGCGAGUGGAAACACACAACAACAACACAAAAGAUGAUACAUACAGGCGUUGCCUCUGUAGAUAUUAACAUUAACAAAGAACGUAGGGUUGCAACAGUGCUUCCCUCUCUCACUAACUCGCUUGGAUGCGGCAUUUCUUCUUCACGUGAGCGCGUUCUUCGCGUGAGGAAGCGCAAGGGCGCCCCCACUUGAGCGUGAAAGCACCAUAAAAACUAAAAGGCAUGCAUUUCAAUAUACUGGUAAAUACUUUAACAGUGGUCCCCAAACUACGGCCCGCGGGCCCAAUACGGCCCGCCCCGACAUUUGGUCCGGCCCCCUGAACAAUACCAGAGAGCAUUUUGAAUUUUUUUUUUUUUCUCAAUAGUGUUAAUUAUUUUCUGGCCUUUUUCUGUGAAGAACUCAGAGAGGGUUAUUUGGUGCUAUCUAUUUGAUUAAUAGUGUUAUUUUUAUUAAUUAUUGUUAUAUUAUUAUUUUUAUUUUAUUUACUUUUGUUCCGUGAAAUAUCCAGAAAGGGUUAUUUGAUUGUGGCAUUCUGAAAAACAAUAUUUUUUUACAUUUAGGCACUCCUGCGAUCGUCACACUUUUUCUGUUACAAACUGACCCCUGCCCCUCAUCAGAGAAGGGAAAAGUUAUGCGGCCCUCACUGGAAAAAGUUUGGGGACCCCUGCAAGUUUUAACACAUAUUGCUAACGGCAGACCAACGACCUACUGUAUAUGCCAGUAUAUACCAAUAUUUUUUAUUUCUAUUAGAAAAAUGUUUCAGUAAAAUGUUACAUUCUUGUGCAUUUUCCACUUAUUGCCACGGUUAAUAUUGAGGCCUUGGGCCUCUUUUGACCUUGUUGUGAGUUUUUAAGGUUGUGACUUCUGAUAAAACAAACUCAAUGCCAAUCAAAACGUUUGUUCUUCUUUUUCCCCAAAUUAGAAUCAAUAAGAGAAUUGAUAAAGAAUCGAAUCAUUAAUCAAUAUCGAUAAUGGAAUUGGAAUCGUAAAAAUCCUGUCAAUUCCCAUCCCUAGUAAUAAGGUAAUGAAUGUAGUUGUGACUACACAAUAGGAUAUGACGGUUAGCAGUCGUGUGGCUUAGUGUAGCUAACCCCAGUCACGCCAGCCAAUGAAAGCCGGGCCAAUGUUAUUCUGUUUAUCCAGGUAGGCACCCUUUUUGUUCUCCUCCUCAGACAAAACUUUUUGUUGCUCUGCCAUCUUUGUAGAACUCGCGCAAAAGCCUUCUGCAUCGACUUCAGUCUUUAUAAUGAAUGGGGAAAGGGGGAAGUGGCGUAUGCUGUAAAGCACAUUUUGAAUUUUUUUUUGUAUGCAGGGUUCCUGCCACCCUCCUGAAAGUUAAUUAGUGCCAGUGAAAGCGAUUGUGACUACACAAUAGGAUAUGAUGGUUAGUAAUCGUGUGGCUUAGUGUGGCUAACCCCCGUCACGCCAGCCAACGAAAGCUGGGCCAAUGUUAUUCUGUUUAUCCAGGUAGGCACCCUUUUUGUUCUCCUCCUCAGACAAAACUUUUUGUUGCUCUGCCAUCUUUGUAGAACUCGCGCAAAAGCCUUCGCAUCGACUUCAAGCUUUAUAAUGAAUGGGGAAAGGGGGAAGUGGCAAAUGCUGUAAAGCACAUUUGUAGUUUUUUUUGUAUGCAGGGUUCCUGCCACCCUCCUCAAAGUUAAUUAAUGCCAGUGAAAGCGAUAAAGACCCCCUCAAGAUAUAAAAAGGUGUCAUUCAACUAAUUUUCAGUCGAAACAUCACAAAUGUUAUGAAAAUAUUUUAUAAUGGUUGAAAAGUUUAGUGUUGUUUAAAUUAUUAUUACAUUAAAUCCUCCUAAAUGAUGUCAUGUGGAUGCAAGCCUGUAAAUAUGAAUGCAGUCAUUUGAGGUCGAGAGAAGAGAGUGAAAAAGCGGAACAGCAGGCGAGCUGGUGGCAGAAAGGAACUUUAGGUAUCGUGUUUUUGGCACGUUUAAUAAAGAGGAUGAAAGAGCAUUGCAAACUUCAUUUUUGUCACCAUGGAAGGAAUUUAUGGAACAAUGUUUGCAUGCAACAUGAUGUGUUUUAUAUACGUUUUAAGGUUUGUAAGCAAUUUGGGUGUUCUGUUCCCAUCCUGUGGCCGAUGCACGCACACGUCUUACGUCUGGCAUUGGAGAUGAGACGAAUGCAGUAUAACUCCAGGGUGAUGCCACAUAUUGUACUUUAAUCAGGCAGUUUUGUUGCCUUCAUUUCACAUUUUUGUAUUUGGAGAUCUUAGUCACUCAUUUCCAUGUCUCGCUGAUAGUGAUCGUCUCCGUUCACUCUGGACUUUUUGAGGGUGUACCCCAGGCCCCCCCUAGUCUUGUUUAGACAUUUUGGCGACGAGGCGCUGUCCGAGUCGCUCUUCCUCUCCUCCUCCUCGU
This is a messenger RNA of Corythoichthys intestinalis (scribbled pipefish), 8959 nucleotides long. Its product is annotated as ankyrin repeat domain-containing protein 13C-like. Bases 290 to 1858 code for a protein of 522 amino acids. NCBI's taxonomy places the organism in Eukaryota, Metazoa, Chordata, Actinopteri, Syngnathiformes, Syngnathidae. Gene Ontology annotation, molecular function: signaling receptor binding. Gene Ontology annotation, biological process: protein retention in ER lumen. Gene Ontology annotation, cellular component: cytoplasm. The transcript is spliced from 13 exons. The record is from RefSeq and is a predicted model, not a curated record.